GAUCACGAGCGAUCAGGAAGAAUUAGAAGAGAUGAAGUUGGUUUUGUUGUUCCUUGCAGGGGUAUUUUGCCUCGCAAAUGCUCAACCAGUCCAAGAACGACUUGARCUUGUUGAAGAUGACAUUCUCAUGACGAAGGAACAAAAGAAUUAUUACAAAGAAGUCCAAGGAGGUCGCGUWAGACGUGCUGCUCUCAAGGAACAUUGGCUGUGGCCAAAAGGAGAAGUGUUUUAUACAUUCAAGGAUAACUUAGAUGCCGCUGGUAGAAGCCUCGCCAGAAAUGCAAUGAAACACUGGAAGGAUAGAACCUGUUUAAAAUUCACAAGAAGAACAAACCAGCCCGUUUAUGUUGAAUUCCAGUACAAAAAAGGCUGUAGAGCGCAGCUUGGAUACGAUUCCAGAUCUCCUAGACUUAUCUCAAUCGGAAGUAACAGCGCUGAUCGCUGCACAUUGGGAUCCACAAUUCAUGAGAUUGGUCACGCAAUUGGUUUCUACCACGAGCAUGUCCGUCCAGAUCGUGACCAGUACGUUACCAUCAACAAGGCAAACAUGAGACCAGGAGAUGACGUUGCAAGAAAUUUCGAGAAAGUAUCUACUUACUACGUCGACUCUCGAGGCCAAGAGUACGACUAUGGCAGCAUCAUGCACUACUCUCGUUACCAAGGCAACAACAGAUACAACGCUGUUGUUAUUCAACCAAAGCAACCAAAURUUGAGAUUGGUCAGAGGGAUGGGUUGAGCGCUGGGGACAUCGAGCAGACGAAAAUCAUGUACAAAUGCAAUGACCGUACUGGAGAAAGUGAGCUUGACUAUGUUCCCUCGGACCAUGAUGAGGAAGAGCAAAAUGGAGGAAGCAAACAAGGACCAAAACCUGGAGAAAUUCAAGAUUAAAUACACUAAGAUUACAAUAAAGUUACCACUGAUUCUACAGAAAAUAAUUAUAAACAGAUUAAUUUUGAGCUACGAAUCUCAUUAAAGAGCAUUGGAAAAUCAACCUGUCAAUAUUUUACAGUUGUGUAAAAAGAUAAAUUUAACACCGCAAAAAAA
Messenger RNA from Exaiptasia diaphana, 1045 nucleotides. Its product is annotated as nematocyst expressed protein 6. NCBI's taxonomy places the organism in Eukaryota, Metazoa, Cnidaria, Anthozoa, Actiniaria, Aiptasiidae. The coding region runs from base 32 to 889 and encodes 285 amino acids. The record is from RefSeq and is a predicted model, not a curated record. Gene Ontology annotation, biological process: proteolysis. The transcript has 9 exons. Gene Ontology annotation, molecular function: metalloendopeptidase activity; zinc ion binding.